GCGCCGUUGCCUGUGUACGCACCGCUUCGCCCCCGGAUCUCCCCUGACUCUCGCGGAAGAGCCCCUCAGUGUGUGGAAGACCUUAUCAUUUUCGCAAUAUCCACAAUUCUACCGAAGGAUACUAUGUAUCAUCAACUCUUUCUUCGAUAUUCCUUGUAGAAAACGAAAAAACGAAAAAAUAUGUUUGAAAAAUCCGGAAGCUACGAUAAAAGCAAAACCAUUCGGGUUUGGCGCUGACGUCGUGUUUAGUGCACGAGCAAAAGGGAGAGGGAGAGAGCGAAAGAAAGUAAUAAAGAGAGCGCGAUCAUGUACAGACGAUAUACGAAGGAGUGACGAAAGGGGAAAUCGGUAGUAGACGGGGUGCAAGUGGAUAGUUUUCGUGAUAAGCGAGAGUGAGAGAAAGAGACAAAUGAUAUACGGAGUGAACGUUCGUGACAUAUUUGGGCGGAUCGGCGAACGUUAUUUAACCGCGUGUUACUAAAACAUCAGGGGAUUCCUCGCUCUACAUACACAAAAGAGAAUAACAAUAACUCGUAUAUCGAUGGAAAAAUUUAACAUCCGUCUAUAUAUGUAUACAUACAUCGCUAUACUUAUUAAUUAGUAUUACACACCCUGCUCGAAGGUAAAUCUUAUUAUGCUUCAUCGGUUAAGCUAUAGCGGAGAAUGCAUGUCGUUGCGGACGAUUCGUUAUUAUUGAAGGUUAUUGGGAGAAGCAAACGAGACGAAGAACCGCUAAACGUUGACAAAGUGCCGGGUCCGGUAAAACGCGGGGCUGAAUAGUCUGCCAUUGUGCAGUAGAGGAAACGUGAGGGCAAACUGUGCGUGGGUGUCGAGGCGUCGCGACGCCGCGUGCGUUCAACUAAACCGAAGGUGGUUGAACGAAAGCAGAGAGAAUAUCGGAAGAACGAGACGUUUAUGUACACACCAUAUAUACAUAUACGAAUAUAUAGUUACAGGAAAGUGUAACGCGUGACUACCAGAGUUACACAUGUUAGUCGAUUUAUUAUAUAGUGAAAUGCUACAGGCUAUACUACUAUAGGGUAGUGUGCACUAUAUACGCGGAUACAUGCACGCGGUACAAAGCAAUAGGGCAGACGACUUUCUCAAAGAGCCGGCAAUACGGCGAAUCAGUGAUACAUUAUAACAUCGACAAAGCGUCUGCACGAACUUUUCAUUCUCAAUUACAAUUUCGCUCGUGAUAAACCAUAAGUAGUAAAAAAAAGGGGGCAAAAAGUAGCUUGUUUUUUUUUUCUUUUACAACGCGUCUCGAAAAUUGCGUGAGACACGCGGAAACGCGGAAAAACGAACGAGGGGAGAAAAUAAAGGCACGAGCAGGCGGUGUGGAAUCAUGGAGAGUGGGACGUUUCUGUAUUCGAUUGACCAUCUGCAAUGAAUUUCCCGCCGUUCGGAGGCCACUUUCCUGGUACUAUACCAAGCAUUCAUCAGUUUGCUACCGAUAGUACGGGAGGAGCCGGGGCACGUUACGCCAAUCAUUUUCCCAACCAGCCUCCGAUAGGAGUGCCGGUUAUGGGAAAGUAUCGUCCUGAGGCAAAUGGAGUACAGAGCAGCGCGCAGUCUCAAGUUAUGAUGAACAACAAAACGGCCUAUCCCAACAGCAACGUUCAUCAUUAUUCUAAUGUGCCGUAUUCGCAGGCUCAGGGAGUUCAGCAGCGUCCUGCUAAUUCCCCGAGCAUGCAAGAAAAACGUUCCUAUCAUCAGCAGGCAACAGAAACGAUAAAUCAACGGGGCGUGUGUAACCUGCUGCAGGAUAAAGAGAAAGCUGCGAAGGACAAGAAAACGGAGGAACAGCAACAACAGCAGCAGCAGCAACAACAACAACAACAGCAGCAACAACAGCAGCAGCAGCAGCAGAGGAACGGUGAUGCAUCGACGAACGGUGGACAGCAGGAUUACUCGAUGCACCAUCAUCAUCAACAACACGCGCAUACGCAAACACCAACACCAACACCAACCUCGAUGCCACCUACGUGGCAAUCACUCGCGGCACCGGGUUCGACGGUUGCCGAUUAUUUGAGUCAUUUACCAGCGAGCACGUUGCCUUUGUCGUUGCAUCAUUUUCUCAAAUAUUCUGCGGAGAGUAUAAAAAAGGAAUCGGAGAUGGCGCAAACGACGGCCGUAGCCGCAGCAACGACAACAACCCCCAACAUCAUGAUGUCACCGACAAACAAGAAGAAGAAAAAGAAGAAGGCGCCGAAGGAGAAAAAACCACGUCCGAAACCCGGAGAAAUACGUCUCACCACAGCCCUCGACGGUUCGACUCUUUACUGUUGUCCCGAGUGUCACAUGGCUUAUCCCGAGCGUGAACUUCUCGAACAACAUUUGCUCGGCCAUACUCUCGAACGAAGAUUCGUAUGUGAUAUUUGCGGAGCUGGCCUCAAGCGCAAGGAUCAUCUCACACGUCACAAGCAGAGUCACAAUCCCGAACGUCCUUACGUCUGCACCGUUUGCCUCAAAGCUUUCAAGAGAAAGGAACAACUCACUCUACACUUUGUGAUACACUCCGGUGAAAAACGCCACGUUUGUACCGAAUGCGGCAAAGGCUUUUAUCGUAAAGAUCAUCUCAGGAAGCACACGAGGAGCCACAUCGCCAGAAGAGUCAAGGCUGAACUCAGCCAGAAUUCCGCGGGUACACAACAAACUCAACAACAAAACAGCGUGACGAAUAUGCAAACGACUGCGGUAUCGGGGUCAUCGGUUCUUCCUGGUGGGCAUCCUGGACCUCUUCUGUCCUGAGCCCCGCCACCCGGGAACUUUCAAGUUCCCCAUCCGAACAACAUAAUACAUCCGCACACGAGCCACCACACGUUACAUCAUCAUCACUUAGCGGCAGUAAACGCGGCUCAUCAGUCGAGUGUGCCGCAGCUUCCUACGACGAGUCACUAUCAGGCUCACGAUCUCGGUUUUCUCAGUCACGUUAAGGAUUUCUGAGAGCGGGUGAACGCCCCGGCCGAGAGACAGCGAGACGUCGGCUGAGCACGGCGUAAAUGAAUCACCAUGACGGGUAAAAAACCAACAGAAACGAAGAAUACAUAUUUCCCGUGAAAAAAGAAAAAAAUAAACUCGCGAAUACGGUUUGUGGCUUAAACUUAAUAUACGAACUGUGGGGCUUGACUGAAAUGCCGAAAUCGAUCGAAGGGCGGAGCACUUUCGAACGUAAACAAAAGUUUCACGCGUCGACAAUAGGAGCAAAACGAAAAUUACAAAAAUAGCUAACGCAUUCUUUGAGGCGAUCUAUCGGUCCGCGACGAUAUUUUUGGCGAUAAAAUAACAGCUGAAAUGCAUAUACACGCUUUUCUCCGGGAGCCUAAUUUGAAAUAAAGAAGAGUUGUUGCUCCACGUUCUCUGAUUCAAGGAGAGCAACGUGUAACUCUUACUUUUCUCGAAAAUUAAUCUUUUUAGAAAAAGAGGGUGUGUGCAGUAGGAUUUGACUGUCCUGUAAGCGUUGACCGACCUCGAGACUGAUAGAUCACCUCAAGACGAAGUAGUAACGGCAAUUUUUUUCGAUGCUUUAGAGGCGAUGAAAAUUCCAUGACUUUUGUAGUUUUAAGCCUUGCACGGCUAUCAUUUUUACAAAAGUUUCAAUCUUCCGGAUUGAUGUCGUUUGGACACUUGAAAAUAUUGCCGACGCUUCAAAAACAUUGCAGUUUGUAUUUUGGGCCUUAUUUUUGCUUUCUGGAAUGAUUAUAAUGCGCAUCAGCCAUCGUUUCCCCGGGAGGGAGCUUUCGUAGCAGAGAUCUCAGCCCUGAUUUUCGAACCAAUAUCGUUUUCGAAACGUCGGGAAUACUCUGAACCUUGUCAUUCGGAAGCAAUCCUUUCGUUCAACCGUUAUUUGGUUCUUCAAACCCAAAGCAUUACGUCAUUGUUUGCCGCAACGCUGUAUUGGCUGAGUGAAAUUUUUUGAUCGGUCGCCGAGAUUCAGAGAAAGUACAAACCGCUUUCGACAAGCUUCCCGGUGGUCAUGGGAUGCAUCGUUUGAAUCGACAAAUUCGAACGGUGAAUUCCAAAAAACGAAUGUACUUCGAUUCCUAUUUUCUUUGCUUAAUCGGCCCUCGAUUGUUAACGAUCAAUUUUCGACGGAUCAUUUCCGUCGCAAACUACGGAAAUGAGAUUUUUUUCGUACGCUCCAUCAAUCCUUCGCCGACGGUGAACUAGAAAACGUAGAUUUUAAGAGCCUUGACGCAAGAGUCUUGCCAUAAUAAGAGACAAAACAUAUUUUUAUGGUAGCUUCGUGAAUACGCGAUGACGACGGGAGAGAAAAGAAAAACGAAAAGAACGAUGGAGAAUCUGGAAAAAAAUAUGGUAACGUGAAAAGGAAAUGAAACGCGGUACGUGUUUUUAUUUUCUUUUCGUUGUUUUAACGAUUUAUUGCAAUAUCGUCAUUCCUCGUCCAGUCGUGACAUAGCACUUUUUCUCCCUUUUAUCGGUAUCCUCGAUCGUGCGGCAUUUCUUCUCAAAUUGUUUUUAUUAAUUCCAUUUUCCUCAUUAAUCUCGAAAAUCGAUACAUUCCAUUCUAAUUGAAGUCGAUGGAAUGAGGAGAUUUCCAAGAUUGACGAGGUGAUUAUAGUAACGACGUGGCAAUAUUUAUGACGAAGAGAACUUUCCAGUGUAACUCGAUUCCAAUCUCUCGUCUCUUCCCUGUCUGCUUUAUACACUUUUUUGCGUAUGCCCUUAUAUAUAUAUUUUUUUUUCUCCAAGUUUCAACAAACUUGACGACAGUAUUUUAUAUAUUUUACGAACAUAGUUCGAAAAAUCUAUACGAGCCUGCCCCUGCGCGUGAUUCAUCCUAUAUACUUAUAUAUAUAUAUAUAUAUAUAACAUAAUAUUUAUGUAUGCGUUGAGAUUUUGUUCCGAAUCAAAUUUUACGGUAAAAAGUUCUUUUCUUCCGUGUGUUUUGUGAAAACACAGUUUUCCAUAUUUAAACGAAAAACAAAUUAUUUUGCAAUUGAAGUUUUUAUAUUUUUUUUUUUGUGAAAUACGAAUAUAUCUUUUUCCUUAGAUCUCUUUAACACUCGUUGAGAACUGAUUACGUUCGUAAGUUCGUACUAUUAGAUAUUUUUUUUUUUUUUUUUUUUUUUUUUGUAAAAGUUUUGAUUCUUCUGUGUUUUUUUGUUUCUUUUAAUUAUCCUUAUGGAGAAUUUGUAAUCGGGCUAUGCCAAAUAUUCGUCUAGCCCAGGUUUUAACGUAUCCUCUCGUCUAACGACUGGUUGUGAUCGUUUGUGAUCGUUUCGGGCCUCUGGAACGCGUUAUAAAAUACACCGUGUAAUCCUCAAGUAAUAAUCUUACAAGAUUUAACGUAAUGUAGAACUCGCGUUUCUUUUUUUAAAUUUUAUACCUAAAUAUAAUUGUCCGUUCGACUUAUAUUAUGUAGAUUACUCAUAGGACUAGCCGUGCCAUCAUGUUUUUAAUUAUUAAUUUAGACUUUUUCGUUGUUUCGUAUUGUGAAUGACCCACCGUGCCGUUCUGAAUCCUUGCCAUACCCACAGAAGCCCUGUUUACCAAAUCCUCUUUCCCGGCCUCUCCCCCACGAUUUAAUAUUUAUGUCUCGGUGAGUACAACCAUUAAUUCCUCGUUUAUACAAAGUCGAAACGAAAGAAACGAUUCUUGCACGUUGGGAAAAACUGCAUCUAAAUUAUUGAUGCUUUAUUUUGUUCGAACAACGUAUAAAGCUUUUCCUCGUUCGAGCUGUUUCGUAAAGAUUUCGAUUUCGAGUCAAAGGAUGCUCAUGCCCGUAUUUAUUUGACAUUAUUUAAUCCGUAUCGAUAAAAGUCUCCGCAGUAUUGUCAUGCUUCAAAAAAUUAUCUCAUCCGGAUGAGAUCCAAACGUCAAACCAGACGAGGCCAAUGAGCCAUUCACCUCAAACAGACGAAAUUCACUCUCCUUCGAUCAGUUUUUUGAAAAUAAUAUAAAAAAUCUUGAGAAACAUUAGCCCUUACUAAGCCUGAGUACGAAUACGUGCUUGCAACGAAUUGCAAUUAAAACGUUGAUACGAAUGAAAUAUAGCUUCAAUAAUCCACCGAAGAUUUCCUUUAACCAUAAAGCAAAUAUACUAAAAAAAGAAAAAAAAAGUAGCCGACAUAUAUGAGACUUUUGAUCGGUUUUACAAACUAGAAAUAUAUUUUGGAUACACCUAAAAUAUAUUUUUUCGCUCGCAUAUAUUUCGUAAAAAUCCCAAACUAUAUAUCCGAUAUAUCUAAAAUAUAUUUUCAUAAAUCCCGUAUCCGCAUUUUUUUUUUUUUUAAUUACAAGUGCAAGGAAUCAUUUGUUCGUUGGCAACUUAAAACAGGCAUUAAU
Venturia canescens is the source of this 6312-nucleotide messenger RNA. RefSeq names its product adult enhancer factor 1. Gene Ontology annotation, molecular function: DNA-binding transcription factor activity, RNA polymerase II-specific; RNA polymerase II cis-regulatory region sequence-specific DNA binding. The transcript has 4 exons. Gene Ontology annotation, biological process: regulation of transcription by RNA polymerase II. Lineage: Eukaryota; Metazoa; Arthropoda; Insecta; Hymenoptera; Ichneumonidae. The coding region runs from base 1390 to 2754 and encodes 454 amino acids. The record is from RefSeq and is a predicted model, not a curated record.